AUGACUAAGUCGGAUACUACGAGAUUUGUGGUUAAAUGCCGAGGAACCAAAGACGGGUGCAAGUGGUUUGUGCGAGUUGCAAAGCUAAAGAAUACAGAUCUUUGGAAGGUUAGAAGUUACAUCAAGCAGCAUACAUGUUCUGUUGUUACUACAAGAACACUGCCUGAUAGAAGGAAAGGCACAUCACAAAUCGUUGCAUCUGUUUUGGCUCAAGAUUAUCCUGGUACAUUUGACACACCAGUUCCCAAAGUUCUGAUCGAUUUGGUUCAUCGAAGGGUUGGUGUGCAUGUAUCAUACAACUCAGCAUGGAGAGGAAAAAGAGAAGCUGCUAAUGAAGUGCGAGGAAGUCUAAAAGAGAGUUUUACUUUAUUAUACUGUUAUAUGCACAUGCUGGAGCAGAAAAAUAUUGGCACAAGAACUCGUGUGGUAGUGGAUGAGGCCAACAAAUUUAAGUAUAUGUUUUUUGCCCUGGGAGCUAGCAUAGAAGGAUUCAGUGCGAUGAGGAAAGUCCUCAUUGUGGAUGGAACACACCUCAAGAAUGUUUAUGGUGGAGUUCUCCUCGUUGCGACUGCUCAGGAUCCUGAUCAUCACCACUACCCAAUUGCGUUUGGUGUAGCAGAUGUCAGUACGCUAGUGUUCCCUGAGGCGGAACAUGGGUAUUGUAUAUGGCAUUUGUCUCAGAAUGUUAAAACCCACGUCCAUAACAACAAAGAUACUUGUGCGUUCAAGUUUAGAGAAUGCGCACACGCUUAUACGGAGGCUGAGUUCAAGUACCUUUAUCAUGCUUUUCGCCGGAAGUAUCCUAGUGCAGCAGCGUAUCUUGACAAAAGUGUUGAAGAGAAGAAGUGGGCUAGAUGUUACUUCAGAGGAGAUAGGUACAAUGUUGACACCACCAAUUUAGUAGAAUCUUUUAAUGGUGUUAUUAAGGAAGCGAGAAAGUAUUCCUUACUACCAAUGUUUGAUGUUAUCAUUGCGAAAAUGUCUGAAUGGUUUAACAACCAUAGGAAGGAGGCAGCUGAAAUACCAUACACACUGAAGGUUCUGCCUAUUUUGGAAACCGAAAUGUCUAAAAUAUGUGUUGAUGCGGGGUUUCUUACAAUUGACGAAUUAAACAGCUUCCAUCUUGAGUACAAUGUGCAUGGUACUGACGGCAAGUUUUAUACUGUUGAUAUGGCUAGGAAUACUUGCAGUUGUGAACAAUUUGAUAAAGACAAAUACCCUUGUGUGCAUGGAGUGGCUGCUGCCACAUUCAUGUCUAAGGCAGCGGGAAGGGAACUCCAUCUAUCAGAGUAUUGUUCAAAAUACUAUUUGGUGGAGCAAUGGGCUUUGGCUUAUCACAGGACCAUAUAUCCUGUUCCUCAUAUGUCUGAUUGGGUUAUACCAGAAGAUGUUAAAGCAAAGAAAAUACUUCCUCCAGAUUUUGACAAGAAAAAAGUAAAACCACAACAAACAAGAUUUCCAUCAGUAGGAGAAUCCCAUGGAAGAUGA
This is a messenger RNA of Brassica napus (rape), 1488 nucleotides long. RefSeq lists its product as uncharacterized. Bases 1 to 1488 code for a protein of 495 amino acids. The transcript is spliced from 2 exons. NCBI's taxonomy places the organism in Eukaryota, Viridiplantae, Streptophyta, Magnoliopsida, Brassicales, Brassicaceae. Gene Ontology annotation, molecular function: zinc ion binding; transposase activity; DNA binding. Gene Ontology annotation, biological process: DNA transposition. The record is from RefSeq and is a predicted model, not a curated record.